Molecule: messenger RNA, 405 nt
Organism: Rhinolophus ferrumequinum (greater horseshoe bat)
Lineage: Eukaryota; Metazoa; Chordata; Mammalia; Chiroptera; Rhinolophidae
Product: astrocytic phosphoprotein PEA-15-like
Exons: 2
Coding region: 1-405 (134 amino acids)
Biological process (GO): negative regulation of extrinsic apoptotic signaling pathway via death domain receptors
Molecular function (GO): protein binding
Source: RefSeq, a predicted model, not a curated record
AUGGCCCGAGGCGUCGUGGCUGAGUAUGGCACCCUCCUCCAGAACCUGACCAACAACAUCACCCUUGAAGAUCUAGAGCAGCGCAAAUCGGUCUGCAAGGAGGACGUCCCCAGUGAGAAGAAGGAGAUCACACCAGGCAGUGCCCGGUUUAGCUUCCUGAAGAUCCCCAACAAGCUAGACCAAGACAACCUCUCCUACGUCGAGCACAUCUUUCAGCUCUCUCACGGUCCUGACCUACUCGCUAUGUUGGUUGGCUAUAGAACCCGUGUUCUGAAGAUCUCUGGAAAGGAUGAGCUGGACACCAAGCUAACUCGUAUCUCCAGUGCCCAGAAGUACGAAGACAUUAUCCGGCAGCCUUCUGAGGAAGAGAUCAUCAAAUUUGCUCCUCCACGGAAGAAAUCCUGA